Molecule: messenger RNA, 1335 nt
Organism: Anthonomus grandis grandis
Lineage: Eukaryota; Metazoa; Arthropoda; Insecta; Coleoptera; Curculionidae
Exons: 4
Coding region: 16-1233 (405 amino acids)
Biological process (GO): proteolysis
Molecular function (GO): cysteine-type endopeptidase activity
Source: RefSeq, a predicted model, not a curated record
AGAUAAAUUAUCAUAAUGGAGUGCAUUGGCGCGGGAUCGCGCACGGCAGUGCUCAAAAGAAAGGUGCUACUAACGUGUCUGAUUAUGGACUCACGAUAUAGAAAAGGCUCGUUUAUUGAGCAAUAUGAGGAAGACAUUGAGGUCAAACCGGCCGUCGAUUUAAUUCCGGACGAGUACGAGCGAGAUGACAACCGAAAGUUCCUGGUCGAGAUGUUUUAUAGUGAAAAAGACGGGGAGGCGAAGGCUUUUAGGGACUUUUUGUUAGAAUUGGGCUUUGUGGUGGACGUAACACUUCAUGAAAAACAACGAUUCGACAAGAGUCCACCGGACGGCGAUUGGUUGGCAAAAGUCCAAGAUAAAAUUGUAACAAAUAAGUACGAAGGAUUGAUGAUGGUGUUCGCCAAAGUGGAAUACAAAAACGUGGACAUAAGGCACGUUUGGAGCAGGUUUACCGCACCGAACUGUCCGACAUUAAAAGACAAACCCAAGAUCUUCCUAUUUCAGAUUUUAAAGCGCCAAAUCGUCGACGUUGAUGCUGUUUUUACCCGGAAGUUUUGGAGCGCCACCUACGACACUCCCGCCGAAGCGGAUAUUGCGGUGAUUUAUGACAAAUACGAUUCAGAUAGGGAGAAUAUCUUCACCAAAUUGAGGAAAAACAUCCGGCAACACGGUAAAACCGAAGAUUUAACCACCAUAAUAAGCCUCUGCGGGGUACAAAAUGCAUGCCAGCCAAUGACCAUGUCAACCAUGACGGGGAGAUUUUUUUUCGUGCCCCACGAACAUCGCGGACACCACCACAAGUUGCACGUGAUGAAUACUAAGGUGAUCGAUCAAGUGAGGUCUAUUCACUCCCAUUUGGUUUCCAAUGAUAAUGAGAGCCAUCAUCAAAAAGACAACAUUAAGAAACAAGGGUCGCUGAAACGAUGGUUCGUUAAGCAGUUUUCAACGAAAAAGAGCCGCGAUAGCAAUAUAAAUGAUGUGCCUAAUAGUCCAUCUUCAGCUAGAGCAAGAAUGAAAGAAAAUAUUUCAAGAGAUGAAGUGAAAGUGUUGAGAAAUAGUAGUAAAACAUAUACUGGAGAGGUUCAAGGGGGCGUAUGGACAAGAGUGACUAUGUCAGAACAAGUAUCACACACGUCUAUAAGCUCCUCUAGUGCUGGACCUUCCAGAGGUGGAAGACUAACAAGUAGUUUGCCAAUUGGCUCACAAUUAACCCAGCCAAGGAAAAAGAAUUAAUUUAAACAAAAUAUAAAUAUUAUUUGUUGUUUUUAGCUUUUUAAUAAUCUUCCUGAAUUUAAAUGUUCUUGAGUUCUUAAAAAUAAAGUGCUACUUAUUAUA